Drosophila novamexicana is the source of this 1393-nucleotide messenger RNA. RefSeq names its product GPN-loop GTPase 1. The record is from RefSeq and is a predicted model, not a curated record. The coding region runs from base 31 to 1230 and encodes 399 amino acids. Lineage: Eukaryota; Metazoa; Arthropoda; Insecta; Diptera; Drosophilidae. The transcript has 3 exons. Gene Ontology annotation, molecular function: GTPase activity.
AACUUUGUUUUGGCGCAAGCUGCAGUAAGAAUGACUACGAAACCAUCCAGCAGCUGCAGCAAUAGCAGCACCAGUCGUGGCAAUGCUAAUCCUGGCAUUGAUGACAUCAAUCUGGAGGCGCUGACACUCAGCGAAGGUAUACGGGACUCGCCCGUCUGCAUUAUUGUGCUUGGCAUGGCCGGUUCCGGCAAGACAACGUUCACACGCAGUCUUAUCCAGCACGCUCAGGCGCAGUUUAAUCCGUAUGUGGUCAACCUUGAUCCCGCAUGCCGGGAGGUUCCUUAUGCGGCGCAUAUUGAUAUACGCGACACCGUGAACUACAGAGAGGUAAUGAAACAAUAUCAGCUGGGCCCCAAUGGCGGCAUUGUGACUGCGCUGAACAUGUUCACCACCAAGAUGCCCAAAUUUGCGGAGCUGGUGCGUCGCGCCGGCGAGCGUGGCCACAAAUGGUGCAUCAUCGAUACGCCCGGUCAAAUUGAAGUGUUCACUUGGUCAGCAUCGGGCAGCAUUAUCACUGAGGGCCUGGCCACCAUGUUUCCCACAAUAGUUGUCUAUGUUAUGGAUGUUGUGCGCUCCAGUUGCCCCACCACAUUCAUGUCCAAUAUGCUGUACGCCUGUUCCAUAUUGUACAAGACGCGGCUGCCCUUCUUGAUAGCGCUCAACAAGAUUGACCUGAAGGACUGCAGCUUUGUCCAGGAAUGGAUGACCGACUUCGAGGUGUUCCAAGAUGCAUUGGAGCAGGAGCACAGCUAUGUCAACAAUCUGACACGCACUAUGUCGCUGACACUUGACACAUUUUACGAGAAUCUAAUCACAUGCGGUGUCUCAGCCAAAACGGGCAUUGGCUUUGCCACCUUGAUAAAGCACAUCCUCGACUGUGUCAACGAAUACGAGCGCGAUUACAAGCCGGUGUAUGAAAAGAUGCGUCUACAGCGCCUGGCCGACCAAAAGGCCAUAUCAUUCCCAGCAACAGUCGUCGAUGCGGCGGGCACAGCGGUGCCCAUGGGCCUAAAUCUGAGUGAUCCAAUAAGCAAUGCGGACAACAGCGUAUUCCUCAUGGCGCCCAGUCUGGUGCCGGUACAAAUGGAUGCAGAUACAGAGGAGUCUGAAGCCGAUGCCAAGAAUACAACAGAGGAGCAAAAUUUUCAGAGUUUCGUUCAAGAUCAUUUGACGGCGCAGCAAAACAAACACGACAAACAGCAGCGGGCGCAGCAGGAACAGAAAUCUUAGGCGAUAGAUUAAGCUCGUCAGUAAAUCUAGUUUUAAGCUUAAAGAAAAACUAAGUUUAUAGCUAUAUACACACUGUGAAAUUCGUAAUGAAAUCCUUAUAUUUUAUGCAGUUAGUUUGUUCUUUAUUAUUUUAUUCACUUUAACAAGCAAAAACAUUCAAUAU